Messenger RNA from Vigna radiata var. radiata (mung bean), 1286 nucleotides. RefSeq names its product homeobox-leucine zipper protein HAT22. Bases 141 to 968 code for a protein of 275 amino acids. The record is from RefSeq and is a predicted model, not a curated record. Gene Ontology annotation, biological process: regulation of DNA-templated transcription. Gene Ontology annotation, molecular function: DNA-binding transcription factor activity, RNA polymerase II-specific; sequence-specific DNA binding. NCBI's taxonomy places the organism in Eukaryota, Viridiplantae, Streptophyta, Magnoliopsida, Fabales, Fabaceae. The transcript has 3 exons.
UCUCUUUCCCCUCCCUCUCUUCUCAAUAAACACCCUUCUACUACCUCCCAUCACACUUUAUAAACCACACCAUCAUCUAAUCAUCAAACCACUCUCUAUUCCCUUCCUCUCCUCCCAACACAUACUCCUUCCAUCACCUUAUGAUGGGUCUUCAUCAGGAUCCCACCGACUCAGGCCUUCAGCUUAUUCUAGGAUUAGCUUUGACAUCCACUCCACAAGACAUCAUCACUCCAUCACCACCAUCCAUUCUUCAUCAUCACCAUCUUACCACUCACAGGCCAAACUCCUACUCCUCUAAAUCCGACCCUGAGCCUUCACUCACGUUGGCCCUGUCCCGCCAAACUUAUCCGCACCCUAGAAACAAACUCUCCUCUGAGGACCCUCUUGAACACACUUCACCUCACAGUGCUAUCUCCUCCUUCUCCAGUGGAAGGGUCAAGAGGGAGAGGGAUCUCAGCUGUGAAGAGGUCGAUGCAACAGAGACGGAGAGGGUUUCUUCAAGAGCCAGCGACGAAGAAGAAGAUGGAACCACUGCCAGGAAGAAACUUAGGCUUACUAAAGAACAGUCCGCUUUGCUUGAAGAAAGCUUCAAACAACACAGCACCCUCAAUCCUAAACAGAAGCAAGCUUUGGCCAAGCAGUUAAGUCUUCGGCCUCGACAAGUCGAAGUGUGGUUCCAGAACCGGAGAGCCAGAACAAAGCUGAAGCAGACAGAGGUGGACUGCGAGUUCCUAAAAAAGUGUUGUGAAACAUUAACAGACGAGAACAGAAGGUUACAGAAGGAGCUGCAAGAGCUAAAGGCACUCAAACUGGCUCAGCCCUUGUACAUGCCUAUGUCUGCGGCAACCCUCACCAUGUGUCCCUCAUGUGAGAGGCUCGGUGGCGGCGCUUCCACUAAGUCACCCUUCUCCAUGGCUCCUAAACCUCACUUCUUCAACCCCUUCGCCAAUCCUUCUGCAGCAUGUUGAUUGAUUCUUAUUAUGAAUUAGGUUUUUAGUUUUGUUUCUGUCGCUAAAAAAGAACAAAAAAAAAAAAAAAAAAACGAAAGAAGAGUCUCCCCGCAACCUUUGUAUUUUUUUGGUUGGGGGAUAGGAUACGUACGAUGGAUUACUACAUCAGGUAGUAGUGAAAAGGUUAAGGGUGUAAUUAACUAAUACUGUAGAAAUUUGUAACUGCUGAUCAAAAUUACUUUUUACUUUUGAUCCUUUUGUUGUAUGUUUAUAAAUCGUUAUAGAAGAAGACAUCCAUAAGUAUGAAGGAAUGAAUCACUAUUAUUUUAUUGUUCA